Trichoderma gamsii is the source of this 1011-nucleotide messenger RNA. RefSeq lists its product as hypothetical. The transcript is spliced from 3 exons. Gene Ontology annotation, cellular component: extracellular region. Bases 1 to 1011 code for a protein of 336 amino acids. The record is from RefSeq and is a predicted model, not a curated record. Lineage: Eukaryota; Fungi; Ascomycota; Sordariomycetes; Hypocreales; Hypocreaceae.
AUGAAGUCUGCUUUCUUCUUGGCCACGGGCGCCAUUCUGGCUGCCGCCAUGCCGCUCGACAAGCGUGCUCUGGAGACUCAGUGGGUGACUGACAUCGUCACCGUCACCGUCACUGUCGACCCAUCCGCGCCCUCUUCGGCCGGUGGAGUCUUCAUCCAGGCCGUUUCUUCGCAGCCGGCUGCUACUCCCAGCCCCCAGGUCCAGGCUCCGGCUCCCAAGCCCGUCUACGUCGCUCCUCCUCCCGCCGUCUCUUCCCCCAAGCCGGCCCCUCCUCCGCCAUCACCGGCUCCGGCUGCUCCUCAGACCUCAACCGUCAUCGUGGUUGAGGCUCCCAAGUCUUCUCCUGCACCGGCACCUUCACCCGAGGUUGCGGUCAAGUCUUCUCCCAAGCCUUCGCCCAAGCCUUCGCCGUCUCCUGUUGCCGCUUCUCCCAAGCCCGCUGCUUCUUCUCCCGCUGCCAGCAGCUCCAGCUCCAGCUCGAGCUCUGGUUCCAACGACUACCAGUCUGCCAUGCUCAACGAGCACAACAUUCACCGUGCCAACCACUCCGCGCCCGCUCUCGAGUGGGAUGAUCAGCUGGCUGGAUUCGCCCACAUCACUGCCUCCGGCUGCGUUUUCGCUCACGACAUGACUGAGGGUGGCGGCUCUGUUUCCUACGGCCAGAACCUUGCCAGCUUUGGCUCUUCUGGUGACAUCAGCGGCGACCAGAUCCUGUCCGGUCGUCGUGGUGUCACUGACCAGUGGUACAAUGACGAGAUGGAGAACUGGACCUUCUACGGCCAGUCUAACCCUCCCUCUGGCCUUGACUUGGACGCCUUUGGCCACUUCACCCAGGUUGUCUGGAAGGGCUCCACCAAGGUUGGAUGUGCUACCGUUCAGUGCCCAUCUGGCUCUGUCCUCUCACUGCCCUCUUGGUACACCGUCUGCAACUACGGUCCCCCAGGAAACUUUGGUGGCGAGUACGGUGACAACGUUCUGAAGCCUCUUGGCCAGGCCCCGGUCACUGUUUAA